UCCUCCCUCCUGCUAAACAGUGUAUCCCUUAACAUCGGAGGAUAUUUCUGUCUUCUUCUUUUUUUUUUGGCCCUAUCUUUUCAUUUCUCUUCAACCCGACAUAACUGUGUGGGAUAUCCCUGGGAGCACUGUUUUGUGUAAGUUUGUGAGUUGACGAGUUUAAAAGACACAGCUUUACUUUUUCGUGGAUUAAUUCAUUCUACACCUAGAUGUAGAUUUGGCUUGAGUCAUGCCAAGGUCACGUGACAGCGCAGCAUCGUAGUUGUGUUUUCGAAUUGGAUCAAGCGCAGUGAUAUCUCUACGUGUGUUGUACUCGUUCACAACGCCUCAUAACGCCUAUCGUGUUUCUGUGUUUGCUUCGCUUGAGAAAGUAAUUCCUUUCAUUUAAAUGGUUCUCAAUUAUGAAACAAAAGAGGUGUGCGGAUAAUAUUCUCAAACAAUUUGUGUCCUUGAUUAGCCUUCAAAAAAAAAAAGGGGUUAACUCCUUUAACCACCAACAUGUUUAUCUGAAGCUAUCUGAUGAUGUCCAUAUGUCAGUGAGACAUGUCAAUGAAGACAGCCGUUUUAUUGGAUUCUUCUGCUAAACCCAGAUGUAACUCAAUCAUAACUUUCCCUUUUAUCCUGUGAAAAGAUUCAUGAACAUCAGAGGUCGAGGAGGUAGAAUCAGAUCGAGGCUGUGAGAGCGUCACCGUGAAGCAGAAAUGACAGCCCUGGCCGAAGAAGUGGAUGACCGCUUUGCUGGUAUUGACAUAGACAGUCUGCUCAACCGAGCGGAACGGAGACCAUUCACCUACGGCAGGAAGAAGACGCUUUAUGAAGCUCCUGAGUUUAUUCAGAAAUUGCAAGGAGAGGAAACUGUGUUGGAAGGGCAGUCACUCUGCAUAGAUUGUAAAGUGGCAGGAUUUCCCGUUCCUACCCUAAGAUGGUUCAAGGAUGACGAGGAGAUCAUUGACCACCAGCGCAUCCACGUUGAGAACAACGGAAUGGGCAGCUACAGCCUGAUCAUUGCUUGCGUCAACAAGGGCGACGAGGCUGCGUACAGGUGCAGGGCUGAAAAUGUGGAAGGCGCCACCUCUUCUUUUUUCUUUCUUUCUGUUAAAGCCAAACCCAAGAGCCAGAAGAAGAAAGAUCCAAAGAGCGGACAGAACAGGAGGACGGUGUCGUUUCCGCCCAUGUUCGCCACCAUCGUGGAGAAGGUGGAGGAGGAGGAAAAACAAGGGCAAGAGUUACAGAGCCUGCCGCCCUCCCCCAUGACCGACUUUUACUACGCCCUUACGCUGAAGAGCAGGCAGAGUUGGCCUAGCUUCGUGGGAGACUGGGCCUUCGCCAACGGGCGCCCCGACAAAAGAAGAAACUCCACUGGAAGUAUCUGCAGCCACAGCGGCGAUGAGAGUAGUGACGACGAGGUCUUCUCUGGAGAUUCCAGCGAUUCAGGCGAGGACGUUGGCGGGAGUGCUAGGCGACAAGACGUGAGUCAGCCGUGCGGCAAAAGGCCUUUGUUUUACGUCAACAAUGACUUUAACGACGGCGGAGAAGUUGCUUCUUCGGCAGACGACCUGGUCAUCUUCAACAGCAACGCUCUAGCCGCAUGCCCAGAGUCAACUUCCUUGCUGGGCGAUAGCGGAAGUAACGCCAUAAACAAUAAUGAUGUCGUGCUAACGAAGAAGACUGAAAGUCGUAAAGAUGGCGAAAUUUCCAAAACGAAGAUUGAAGAUGAUCUGGUAAACAGGAAUACACUCUGUACAGGUCAGUCUUAUGAGAAAAUCUAUUCUGAUGAUAGAGUCAGUGAUAUAAAGUCGGACAAUGGACAGGAUAAGACUCGCAAUGAUAACGACAAAAAAUCCACGCCAAUGACUGACCCUAAUACCAACAACAGCGGAGAUAACUCUGCUCCACAACUGGAGUUCCCUGACGACAACAUGCCGCCUAUUGUUGUGGAGAUGUGGGACGAGACGGAGGAGGUCAGGUCCCCCGCACUCAAGAGCUCUGAAAGCAUACGACUGCCCUCCACCUCAAGGCACGCCGGACUCUUCGCUGACCGCGAGGAGAGAGAACCGACGCCAUUUUUCUUGGGCGGGAGCGUCAAAGAUGACCAGCUUCUUGGCUUUUCAAACAAAGGCUUCGUGGAGUCUUCGAGAAUCGAAAGGGAGCCGACGCCUUUCUUUGAUGAGAAAACCAAAGAGAUAAAAUCCAUGGAAGUGGCGCUUCUGGUGCCGGAUGCAACAGGGGUGAAAUUUGAAAGAGAGCUGACCCCGUUUUUCAACCAAGACUUAACAAGGUCGGAUUCUCAAGGGUCAAGCCAACCGGGACAUAACAAUGCUGCUAUUACGAUUCAACAACCUGUUUCUAUGAAUCCAAUUACUCAAUCGAAAAAAGGUCCGAUUUCUAGUACACCUAUUCGGCCAGCAAAAGAUUCAAAUAUGAAUAACACUCUUGCGAUUCUGAGAAAGGAAGAAGUCAAUAGUGCAGAGAACAAAGAGAAAAUUCAGCUGGCAGAAGUGAGAAACUGCAAAGCGCAAAUGCCCCAUAAUGAGGGCGAGAAAACAAAGGGAGACGACGUAAUUGGAGAUAAAGAUUCACAGCAGACGAGAGAGAGCAAACCUGACGUACGUGACCGCGGUUGUGGUGGGCGUAGAAGCAGAUCUGAAACCAAGGUGACCAAGCAGGUUACUGUAGAAGCCCCAAGACCUCGGGCUCUCAGCGUACCAAGAGACACUUCGCCUACUAUCGCCAAAUCGGAACCAGAGGAGCCUAAAAGAAGAAGGGUAUCAGGCAAAGCCUCAGCAGCAUCCAAAGCGGAGAUAAGAGUUGUCAAAGAGGCUUCAGGCUCUACUACCACAGGAAAAGUAUCGACAGCCACUACUGGGCCCACAGUUUUAUCUGUAGGAUCUUCAGGGAAACCAGUUGUAGAAUCUAAAGCUAGAUCUGUCAACACUUUAUCAACACCUAAGGCAGUUCCACAAAUAUCUUCUAAAGCUACGCCAAGCUCAACAAUCUUACAAAAAGCUACAAAUGGUUCAUUAUCUUCAAUAACUAACACUACCUCGAAUGUAACAGGGCAUGCAGUGAGCUACACCGUCUCAAGAAAAGCUCGAUCAGAACCUUCUGUAUUAAAUGUUAAAACCAGUGCUACACCCCUUUCUUUAGCUUCCACGUCUUCAGCGACUCAAAACCUUAGCAGCACAACCACUGGAGCUCCACAACCUUCUAUCUCGCAGAGUACCAACAAUGGAACAGGAAAUACUGAUAAGAUCCCUACCAAAAUAAAGAACAAAAAGGAAAUUGCCAACUCCGAACUAGUCUCUCUUACUAAUCAAAACACGAACCGAAAGCAAAACGAGUCAUCCAUCCAGCAUGAUAAUUCUUCGCAAAAUUCUACACAAUUAAACCAAGAAACUAAGGAAGAAGUAACCCCACAAAAACCCAAACUGAACCUAACGAGCAGGAUAAGAAAAACAAUGAAAGGUUUCUUGCCACAAACAAAUUCUUCAACGAAUCUAUUGUCUUCCAGCGAACAUUCAACAUCUAAUCAAGUAUUGAAAUCAAAUAAGGUAAAGGCAACAGAAUCAUGUUCUGGCAGUAUGGAUUCUUCCAUUCUGCUCUCCUCGGAUAUUCCUUCAGAAACAAAUCCGGUAGAGUCUUCAAGUAUUACCAGCACCUCUGUUCCAGAAGCGCCUUCAGCAAGACCGAAAGAAAAGUCAUUUUUCUCUCAAUUAAUUUCCAAUUUCCACAAAACCAGGUCAAAAUCGGACAAAAAAUCUAAGCCUGAAAAGGAAAGAAAUAAAAAACACUUCUUAUCAAACGAUCGCCGCGCGACAACAUCGCCAGCAAAUACAGAGCCGUCUUCAGAGGAUUCUCAAAGACCCGCACAGCCGCAAGACAAUGCUCGAAGCACGAGGCCUUUCUCGGAGAAGAAGCUGGCCAAGUAUUCUCCAUUCGGGUCUCGCACACCAGAGGGUCUGUGUUUCCUUCUGUUAAUGACCUUGUUCUGCCUGUACAUGGACAUGCCUGUAGAAAAGUUCAUCUGCUACGUUUUAGCCACUUUUUAUACUUUCUGUGUCCUGCGUGUCAUAGGCUUAAUAGAGUAGUCCAAAGCAAAGCUGCUGUUUAAAGAAGAGUACAACACUUUGACAAAGGUGGGGCAGGCAAUCUGCUCUCACGUAUUAGGAGUGAAAUUUAAUACUACUUCCGUUUGAUAGUACUUCCGUCCUUUCCAGCCCUGAGCACCCCUCCACUAGAUAGUGUACGUCCCUGGUGUCUGCUGUUUGCAUUGUUUUAUCUCAUUGGUUAUGAGCUCAUACCUUAGUUUAUUAGAACGAACACCGCUCACUGGCGCACACUCAUACCACAUUAUUGUCACUAUUAACUUGAUUGCUUCGAUGAGCUUGCAUGACUAGAUUGAUACAUGGAACAGGGCCGGCCUUAGAUAAGUGGAGACCCUAGUUAAAGUGAAUUCGGUUUCCCCAAAUGAAAUUUAAAAAAAAUUAAAAGAAACAUAAAAAAAAGUACGCAAUUUAUUAAAAACUUACCAGUUUAUAUCUAAAUCGUUAAAUAACUGAAAUUCGUUUAUCGCUAUUUUCCUAGUUAUUCGCAGGCUAAGGUGGCUUACGCUUUAGUGGUAGAGGAGAUGGGGCCUUUUUCGCUUGGCACGCUUUUCUUCCAGAGCUGAGGCCCAUGUCACACUGAUCUCCAGUUUCCGUAGUAGAGACAGAGUUAGAUCAGUAAACAUCGAGUCAAAGUGCUCUCGGAGAAGAAGCUGGCCAAGUAUUCUCCAUUCGGGUCUCGCACACCAGAGGGUCUGUGUUUCCUUCUGUUAAUGACCUUGUUCUGCCUGUACAUGGACAUGCCUGUAGAAAAGUUCAUCUGCUACGUUUUAGCCACUUUUUAUACUUUCUGUGUCCUGCGUGUCAUAGGCUUAAUAGAGUAGUCCAAAGCAAAGCUGCUGUUUAAAGAAGAGUACAACACUUUGACAAAGGUGGGGCAGGCAAUCUGCUCUCACGUAUUAGGAGUGAAAUUUAAUACUACUUCCGUUUGAUAGUACUUCCGUCCUUUCCAGCCCUGAGCACCCCUCCACUAGAUAGUGUACGUCCCUGGUGUCUGCUGUUUGCAUUGUUUUAUCUCAUUGGUUAUGAGCUCAUACCUUAGUUUAUUAGAACGAACACCGCUCACUGGCGCACACUCAUACCACAUUAUUGUCACUAUUAACUUGAUUGCUUCGAUGAGCUUGCAUGACUAGAUUGAUACAUGGAACAGGGCCGGCCUUAGAUAAGUGGAGACCCUAGUUAAAGUGAAUUCGGUUUCCCCAAAUGAAAUUUAAAAAAAAUUAAAAGAAACAUAAAAAAAAGUACGCAAUUUAUUAAAAACUUACCAGUUUAUAUCUAAAUCGUUAAAUAACUGAAAUUCGUUUAUCGCUAUUUUCCUAGUUAUUCGCAGGCUAAGGUGGCUUACGCUUUAGUGGUAGAGGAGAUGGGGCCUUUUUCGCUUGGCACGCUUUUCUUCCAGAGCUGAGGCCCAUGUCACACUGAUCUCCAGUUUCCGUAGUAGAGACAGAGUUAGAUCAGUAAACAUCGAGUCAAAGUGCUCUACUACGUUUGACAUCUGAUCCAGUGCGAGGCACCCCACCAAUUGGAGUCCCUAGGCGGCUGUCUACUUUGCCUAUGCCUAAGGCCGGCCCUGCAUGAUGGGUAUUCGCAAUUUAUAAAUACUGAGCAACAUUUUUUAUUUGUUUGUUUUAAAGAAGUAUAUGUAAAUUACAAGUACCCUUUUAAGAACAUGCAAUGAUACUAUUGUUUUCAUUCUCAUUUACCCCUAAAUACAGACUUCUGUAUAUUUAUAUUUGAACUAAAGGAAAAGAAUAUUUGAUAGGUAUGCGACAUUUUUGAGUGUAUAGUUGUUUUUUUUUAUGAAUGCUGUUUCAAGCUACAGUGUGUAUUAAGUAAAGGCAAUCAACGGAGCGUGACGACUGUGUUACAAAUAACAAGAACUAUAGCCAACUAUUGUUAUAGUAACAUGAACUAUAACCAACUAUUGUUAUAGUACAGCAAGCCUGGAAUGUUGUGACUGCAGCUAAAUAGAAUGUCUGAUUACCAAUAGAUAACGUUUUAUAUUUGUGCUCAUUUUGUAUGAAAUUUCGUAAAAAUAGUUUGAUCCUACGGAGAUGUAAAUGCAAGAUGUAAUUAGAUGAUGUAAUUACGAGAUGUAAUUAUGAUUUGUAAUUAGAUGUAAUUACGUGACGCUAUUUAGUUGGAUUGGUUCAUAAAAUUAAAAAGAAGAAUCAUAA
Messenger RNA from Biomphalaria glabrata, 6280 nucleotides. RefSeq names its product trichohyalin-like. The coding region runs from base 702 to 4088 and encodes 1128 amino acids. The record is from RefSeq and is a predicted model, not a curated record. The transcript is spliced from 6 exons. Lineage: Eukaryota; Metazoa; Mollusca; Gastropoda; Planorbidae.